Molecule: messenger RNA, 378 nt
Organism: Striga asiatica
Lineage: Eukaryota; Viridiplantae; Streptophyta; Magnoliopsida; Lamiales; Orobanchaceae
Source: the annotation of a GenBank genome assembly
AUGGCUGAAGACUGCAAGUUUAUGAGUAUGGAUGCAGAGGAGAAAGAAACAGUCAAGCAAAAACAAAAGGAUGAGAUAGUGCAUCGUCGGGUGCCCGCCAAGCCCCAGUGGCAAGGUUCCGAUGAACAUCGACCUUCCCCCGCUGAUGCCAUCAAAACCCUCGCGAAACCCGCCGUAGCCUGUGAUCUUGAGCUUGCACCUUGUGUUGUUGAAAAUUACCUAGUAGGCUAUGGGGUUCACGAACUCGCUGCUCCUGAUGGAUCACUAGAGGUGUCGCUUGCUUUCGUGAAUCACAUCCUCGAGGUUGGAGAUGGAUUUCGAGCUGCCGUGUCACCGAUCGACUUCGAUCAACUUAACCUGAUAUUCGUACCACUCUAG